This is a messenger RNA of Globicephala melas (long-finned pilot whale), 2820 nucleotides long. The record is from RefSeq and is a predicted model, not a curated record. NCBI's taxonomy places the organism in Eukaryota, Metazoa, Chordata, Mammalia, Artiodactyla, Delphinidae.
CAUGCGGCCCCACGCCGCAGCCUAUCCCGCCCGCCGCACCACGCACCCUAGCAGUCAGUGGGUGAGCUGGGAGCCGCGGAGGUCACCGUGGGGAGGCGGGGCGGGGGCAGCAUGGCAGCCUCCUUACGGCUCCGUGGAGCCGCCUCCGGCCUCCGGUACUGGAGCCGCCGGCAGCAACCGGCAGUGGCCAGCCUUGCAGCGGUGUGUUCUAGGUCAAUGGCUUCUAAGACUCCAGUUGGAUUCAUUGGAGUAGGCAACAUGGGGAAUCCAAUGGCAAAAAAUCUCAUGAAACAUGGCUAUCCACUCAUUAUUUAUGAUGUGUUCCCUGAUGCAUGCAAAGAGUUUCUAGAUGCAGGUGAACAGGUAGUGUCUUCCCCAGCAGAUGUAGCUGAAAAAGCUGACAGAAUUAUUACAAUGUUGCCCACCAGCAUCAAUGCAAUAGAAGCUUAUUCUGGAGCAAAUGGAAUUCUAAAAAAAGUGAAGAAAGGCUCACUAUUAAUAGAUUCCAGUACUAUUGAUCCUAUGGUUUCAAAAGAAUUGGCCAAAGAAGUUGAGAAAAUGGGAGCAGUUUUCAUGGAUGCCCCUGUUUCUGGUGGUGUGGGAGCUGCUCGGUCUGGGAACCUCACGUUUAUGGUGGGAGGAGUCGAAGAAGAAUUUGCUGCUGCCCAAGAGCUUCUGGGGUGCAUGGGCUCCAAUGUGGUGCAUUGUGGAGCCGUUGGGACUGGGCAGGCUGCGAAGAUCUGCAACAACUUGCUGUUAGCUAUUAGUAUGAUUGGAACCGCUGAAGCUAUGAAUCUGGGAAUCAGGUUAGGGCUUGACCCAAAACUCUUGGCUAAAAUCCUAAAUAUGAGCUCAGGACGAUGUUGGUCAAGUGACACCUAUAAUCCUGUACCUGGGGUGAUGGAUGGAGUUCCCUCGGCUAAUAACUAUCAGGGUGGAUUCGGAACAACACUCAUGGCUAAGGUACUGGAGGAACAGAGGAAAAGAAAACAGCAAAAAGCUCUGGGAAGAAAAAGGAACGGACGGUACGGGCUAGGCGAGAGUCAGCCUUCAGAGCUGGCGUUCCAGGAGCUCAGAAGUGUUUCUCUCCGUAGGGCUGCCCUCACCUUUGAUUGUGUGAGUUGCUAGUGGUGGGGAAAGUACAGAGCUGAACUUGUCAUCCCCACAGAGUUUGGUAAGUAGCUCCAUGGGAAGGCCACUAAGGAGGAGACUGUCCCAAUCAUCUGCUGGGCUCUAUGUGCAGCUGAAAGGAGUGACCAGCAGAACUCUUGUUAUUGUACUGAUUCCAGCAAUUAUGUGUACAAGAGGGAUGAGGAACUGUGGAGACUAUGGAAAUCACAUAAUGUCUCUGGGGCUCCCCAGUUGUGUCAGGAUUGAAAUAUGAAUGCCAUGCUGGCUGGUGACUUCCUUGUGGCGUGUAUACAUUAUCCCCCCCGUGCCACAAGUCGCAUGCAGUAGCACUUCAUUAUUUUAAUUAAGGUUAUUGCAAGAGUAAUCAUCAUCGCCGUCAGUAUCAAUCAUCAGUAAUUUUUCCGAUUAUGGCCAUACGUGGUGACAGUCCAUGUUGACAGUAAAUGAUAACACCUCUGGCUUGAACUGACACUUCAUUGGACUUUGCGAGGUAGCACUGAACACUCCUGGGCUUGCUACGUAAAGAACUAUUUAUCUAUGACAAAAGCUGGGUCUAUCCGAUAUUUGUUUUUGCUUCCCAAAUGGAUAAGUUCAUAAUAUUUGCAAAAUUCAUCCUUUAGGAGAUGACAGCCACAGAGUCCAAAACACAUUUAGAAAGAAGGUAUAUGCUCUGAGCUCAGGGCUGCAGCAUCACAGCCAUUCCCCAGCCUGUCCUAAAUGUGUAUUCGUUGAGUUAUAGCUCUUUCUUCCGCAUGGACAUGGGAAAUGAAGUUGUUUCGAUUGCAGAAUGCCUCUUGGCAGCUUCCUGUUUCUAAGUGGAAGCAGGGAGACAGGAAUCUGAGGGCAAAGAGCUCCACUUCCCUUUAUAACUGGCUCUUUCUGGCAUCCCACAUGAUUGAAAUUCUUCAACAUUUAAAUAAGCUUUCUCCGAAACAACAAUAACCUAGUUGCUUAUUAUUUUUGUUACUGCAUUUCCAUGGUUUAAAGUACUCCCUGGUCUCAACCGUUUGUGCUACAAAUAAUUUUAAUUGAGCCGAGAAACCCUUGACAUUUUAGAAAUUACCUUCUAUUUAUAAGACUUUAAGAAGGAACCUUCCUGGCAGUCCUGACCUCUGUGUGAGUUGGCCUUUUCCCCCCACUACUUCGAGUUUAGUUUUUUUUAUUUUCAUUGAACCAAAUUACUUUCAUUCCUAAUUUAAUUUUUUGCAGUAGCAAAUAGAAAGCCAAUUUGCUAUGUUCAUAAAAUCCCACACAAGCUAUGAAAUACCCAGACUCUUUCGACUCACACUCAUCAGGAAGCUGCUCAUCUCAAGUCCAUUCCAUUAAGGUUGAUGAAAUGGGUUCUGGGAAGAUUACUAAUGAUGAGGCUCUAUCAGGUUCUAAAGUAUCCUCGGGGGUUCAUAGAAGUCUUCUGAAUAGUGAAAAUUUUAAUUUGCAUUAUUUAUUUUCCCCAAAUAUCACAAAUCGUUCUGGUGUAGGCCUUGUUAAGGCAAAUUUCACUUUGAUACAAACAACAAAAUACUGUGCUUUGUACAGUGCUUUUGCAUUCAUUGUCCUCUUUGCUCUUCAAAGGAACCCAUUCUUUCAUUCAGUAAAUAUUUAUAGACCACUUUCUAUGUUCCAGGCACUAUUCUAGGCACUCCGGAUAUAGUACUGAGCAAAACAUCUCGUGGAACUUACAUUUUAGGG